UCCACGAGCAGCAGUGGGCCGUCAGUGUCAGACCCCACGUACUCACUGCCUCGCUAUAGACGCCUGACAACUUUAAGCCGUUGUAAUUUUCAUUCUUACCAUGAUUGCGAUUCCAGUAUUUACACUGGAUGCCUUCACUAAUUUACCGUUCAAGGGAAACCCUGCGGCAAUAUGUCCACUCGUACAUGAGCUGACUGAUGAUUUGUAUCAGAAGAUCGCAGCAGAGAUGAACCUGUCAGAAACAGCUUUCAUCACCAGGAUCAACCCCUCUGACAGUUUUACUACAGGAUCAAGGUUCCGCCUCCGAUGGUUUACACCAACCACUGAAGUGAACCUGUGUGGUCAUGCUACUCUGGCCUCUGCAGCAGUGCUGUUCCAGUAUAAGAAGAACGUGAAUCCCGUACUAGUGUUUGAGACCAGGAGUGGAGACCUGACUGUCACCCAGCGGGGGGAAGGCUACGUCAUGGACUUCCCUCUUAACCUACCCACACAGGAGAAUCCCAGCGAGUUCAGAGACAUCAUCAAGGCAGCAGUUGGAAACCACCCAGUUGAGGAGGUUUAUCUGAGCUCCAACACUAAGAAACUGCUGGUUCGACUGGAUGACAGCUGUGACAGCUCAGUGCUAACCAGUUUGAAAGUUGACCCCAUCGCUCUUCAGCGCAGUGAGAGGAGUGGGAGAGUCACAGGACUGAUCCUUACCAUGAAAGGGUCUCCAGACUGUCAGCCAGGAUAUGACUUCUACUCCAGAUACUUUGCUCCAUGGAAUGGUAUCCCAGAGGAUCCUGUCACUGGUUCUGCCCACACCGUCCUAGCUGCCUACUGGUCAGAGAAACUAGGAAAGAAAAAAAUGCUGGCUUACCAGUGCUCCAGCCGAGGCGGGGAGCUGGAACUGGAAGUGAGAGAUGACGGACGAGUCAACAUAGCUGGACAGGCCGUCACUGUGCUGCAGGGAACAAUCACAGUGUAGUCACAGGCCGAUGCAAGCAAAGAGGGUUUGAGAAGCU
Messenger RNA from Lates calcarifer (barramundi perch), 1004 nucleotides. RefSeq names its product phenazine biosynthesis-like domain-containing protein 1. NCBI's taxonomy places the organism in Eukaryota, Metazoa, Chordata, Actinopteri, Centropomidae. The transcript is spliced from 10 exons. Gene Ontology annotation, cellular component: cytoplasm. Gene Ontology annotation, molecular function: isomerase activity. Gene Ontology annotation, biological process: biosynthetic process. Bases 101 to 967 code for a protein of 288 amino acids. The record is from RefSeq and is a predicted model, not a curated record.